CGUUCAGGCAGGGCAGCCAAGAGUGUUGUUUAGAUUUGUUGGGGGGAGGGCUCUUCAGCAGAAGUCUAGGGAGAGAAAAUGUCUUGCUGUGGUGGAAACUGCGGAUGCGGCUCUGGCUGCGGCUGCGGCAAGGGCUGUGGAGGGUGCAAGAUGUUCCCUGAUCUCUCCUUCUCUGGAGAAAAGAUCAUGGAGAUCAGCGUCGUUGGUAUUGCCCCUGAAGCCAAGCACUUUGAGGACAUGGAGAUGGUUGGGUAUGAGAAUGAUGGGUGCAAGUGUGGCGCCAACUGCAGCUGUGGCUCUUCAUGCAAGUGUGGCAAAUGAAUGGCAGGCCAUAGAUGACUGCUAUAUGGUGUGAAGAACACCUCUCCUUGUAUGUCUGUCUCUGCAAGAUCACGUAAUAUGUAGCUAAUGGUGUCUUUGAGGGAAAUAAUAUGGCCAUGGAAGUAGUGUCCUCCCUCUGUUCACCAUGGCCAUGCCACUGUUGUUUCCUUUUCUGCCCCUUUUUAACUAAUGUUUAGCUGUUUGCAUGA
Molecule: messenger RNA, 530 nt
Organism: Nymphaea colorata (pocket water lily)
Lineage: Eukaryota; Viridiplantae; Streptophyta; Magnoliopsida; Nymphaeales; Nymphaeaceae
Product: metallothionein-like protein type 2
Exons: 3
Coding region: 79-321 (80 amino acids)
Molecular function (GO): metal ion binding
Source: RefSeq, a predicted model, not a curated record